Molecule: messenger RNA, 912 nt
Organism: Sesamum indicum (sesame)
Lineage: Eukaryota; Viridiplantae; Streptophyta; Magnoliopsida; Lamiales; Pedaliaceae
Product: dynein light chain 1, cytoplasmic
Biological process (GO): microtubule-based process
Cellular component (GO): cytoplasmic dynein complex
Molecular function (GO): dynein intermediate chain binding
Source: RefSeq, a predicted model, not a curated record
GAGAGAGAGAGGUACUAACAUGUUUUCUCACGCAUCUCAUCUGCCUACCAAUUCAACAUUCUAUUUUCCGACACAGUCAAAACUUUCAACUCUCUUCCUCUUUGUCGGUCUACUGCGACCUCAACUGCAUGGUCACCACUUCCAAUGGCGGAGAUUGCGCAGGACGACCAUAACUGCAAGCAGAAACAGCUGAUGAUCAUGCAAAUGCACGGCGCCCGGAAACCCAACCUCAUCGACAAACCUCAUCAAAACCAUAGCAUAAAGCAGGCUGAAGAAGUGAAGCUAGCCGCCUUAGCAAUCAGCUUCAACGUCCGGCUGAGAGCCGCCGACAUGCCUUCCGCCAUGCAAGAGCGCGCCCUCCGCCACGCCCGUGCUCUGCUCGACUCCGCCGACCCCCAUCGCCCCAAUCCCACCCUCCUCGCCCGCUCCCUCAAAAAGGAAUUUGACUCGGUGUAUGGGCCGGCGUGGCACUGCGUGGCGGGGAAGAGUUUCGGGUCGUUCGUGACCCACUCGCCGGGCGGGUUCGUCUAUUUCUCAGUUGACUCGCUUUCGUUUCUUCUUUUCAAGACGGAGGUUCAUGUCGUUGCCCAACCAUCGCCGAAACCUCCAUCUUGAUCCAUACAUUCAAAUUCCGAGGCUGUUGUUCAAACUCUGCUUUUCCUUCAGAGAAGAAAAUGAAAAUACUACUCGGACAACGUACGUAAGACAUCAAUCUUUGUACCUUUGGUAGAUUUUGUUUGCUGUGAUCUCAAGUUUAAAAGAAGAUUAUGAAAUUUGAGGUUUACUCAUGUAAUCAUUAAUGGUUUUCAUAUUUUACGAGACAGAUAAACACCAAAUGUAGUAAAAUAUAGAUGUCAUUACAUGAUUAUGGUUCAAUAGAAGCAGCAGCCCUCAUCAGGUGGUCCCUUGAGC